This is a messenger RNA of Hippocampus comes (tiger tail seahorse), 7757 nucleotides long. Its product is annotated as titin-like. Gene Ontology annotation, molecular function: structural constituent of muscle; protein binding. Gene Ontology annotation, cellular component: M band. The transcript has 5 exons. Gene Ontology annotation, biological process: cardiac muscle tissue development; sarcomere organization. NCBI's taxonomy places the organism in Eukaryota, Metazoa, Chordata, Actinopteri, Syngnathiformes, Syngnathidae. The record is from RefSeq and is a predicted model, not a curated record. The coding region runs from base 184 to 6603 and encodes 2139 amino acids.
UUGAGAAGAUGCAGCAGCUGGUCUGUCAGUCAUGUGGCUAUUUUCGCAGCUGAGUAACUGCAUGCAUUUGGUGAUAAAGCAGGCAGUGACUGCUGGAGUUGUGUCUGAGCAGGCUUCAUUUUACAUUAUCUCGAACAACGUUGAGUUGAAUUAGGUUUUUUUUUUUUUGUUUCUUACAAGGGCAUGAAUCAGAUAAGGAUGGAGGCAGGAACUGACAAAGAAACAGGAAAUGAAAGAAACGAUACAGCUCAGACCCUUAAUCUGACUCAUGAUACUCAUCCUGAGUCAUCCACCUCUGCCAGUGUUGAAGGACAGAUCACCAGGUCGGUUGAAAGGAGCACACUAAACCCUAAAGAGCAGUCCACUGAUGCAGCAAAGGCCAAUGUUUUAAAACCAACACUUCAACUGGCUUUUACCACAUUCACAGUGAAAAAUGGUGAAGAUUUGAAAGUAGACAUACCAGUGCUUGGGAAUCCAGCCCCAAAGAUAGAAUGGAAAAAAGAUGGACACACAGUCAAAGAGACAUCCAGGCUGCAGAUCUCAAUGACAUCAUCAAUGACAGUUUUUCAUAUCAGAAACGCGACCAGGGAGCACGUUGGCCAAUACUCCAUCACAGCAAGCAACGAUGCCGGAAACUAUACAGGAGAAAUAACAGUGGUCGUUCUUGAAAAGCCUGACCCACCCAAAGGUCCUGUGAGAAUUGAUGAGGUCAGUUGUGACUUUGCGUCCAUUUCCUGGGAGCCACCAGAAUACACAGGAGGCUGUCAGCUUGACAAUUAUGUCGUGGAGAAACGUGACAUUACUAACAUGGAGUGGCAAACAGUAUCAGCAACGACAGUGCGAACCACAAUCAAAGUCACCAAACUAAAGACUGGUAAUGAGUAUCAAUUCAGAGUGUUUGCAGAAAAUAGGUAUGGAAAGAGUGCAGCCAUCACAUCUUCAAUUGUACUUGCACAGUACCCAUUUAGCGUGCCUAUGGCAACUGGUACACCUUUUGUGUCCACAGUGACAAAGUACAGCAUGUUAGUUGAAUGGGCACCCCCAGCCAGAGAUGGAGGUAGCGCUGUCAUUGGCUACCACCUGGAACGAAAGGAGAAAAACAGUAUCUUAUGGACCAAGCUGAACAAAUUUGCCAUACCUGACACCCGAUUCAAAACAAGUGGCUUGGAGGAAGGUAUUGAAUAUGAAUUCAGAGUCUUUGCUGAAAAUAUUGCUGGACUCAGUCCAUCGAGCAAGAUAUCUGACUGCUAUGUGGCGAGAGAUCCCUGUGAUCCACCUGGUAAACCUGAAGCUGUUGUUAUUACAAAAGAGACUAUCACACUCCAGUGGGCCAAACCUGGCCAUGAUGGUGGCAGCUCCAUUACAGGCUAUAUUGUUGAAAAGAAAGAGCUUUCAGAUGGCCGGUGGAUGAAAGCAAACUUCACCAAUGUUAUUGAAAAUCAGUUCACAAUUACAGGUCUGACGGGAGGCCACACUUAUGAGUUCAGAGUAACUGCCAAGAAUGGUGCAGGUGUUUGGAGCAAACCCUCUGAAAGUAUAACCAUCCUUGCUGAAGAUGUCAUUGAAGGACCCUCUGUGUUCAUGGACCCCAAGUUCAAGAAUACAAUCGUCGCUCAGGCGGGCGAAACAUUUACAAUUGAAGCCGAUUACUUUGGAAAGCCACUUCCCGAACUAAGGUGGCUGAAAGAUGGUGAGGAAAUCAACAAAUCUACACCAAGGACAGAUGUAAAAAACACCCUUACUCAUACAACACUGACUAUCAGGGACUGUACACGAGUGGAUGGGGGACACUUUGUCCUGAGCCUCACUAACGUCGAUGGAACAACAUCUGUGCCAGUUAAUGUGAAGGUACUGGAUCGACCCGGUUCCCCAGACGGACCUUUGAAAGUGAAAGCUGUCAGUGGUGAAAAAUGUAAUCUUCAUUGGAACGCUCCUUUAAAUGACGGCGGUGCCAGUGUUUCACAUUACAUUGUUGAGAAAAGGGAGACAAGUCGUGUUACAUGGACAGGGGUCGAUGCCCUUGUUGAAGCUCUCAGUUGCAAAGCAGCAAAGCUGACACCCGGGAGAGAAUACAUAUUCCGCGUUUGUGCUGUGAACAAAUUUGGUGUAGGGGAGUUCCUGGAAUCCGAACCUUUCAUUGCACAAAAUCCUUUUCAAACACCCAGUGCGCCUUCUACCCCUAAAGCCAGUGCUACAACUGAAGACUCUGUAAUGCUGACGUGGGAAAGACCCGAGUCGGAUGGGGGUUCUGAGAUUGAUGGCUACGUCCUGGAGAAACGUGAUAAAGAUGGUGUUAGGUGGACUAAAUGCAACAAGCGAAGAUUGAAUGACUUGCGUUACAGAUGCACAGGACUCACUGAGGGACGUUAUUAUCAGUUUAGAGUAUCGGCAGAGAAUACUGCAGGUGUUGGUGCACCCAGUGAGGCAAGUGAUUAUAUUAAAGUGUGUCAUACGUCAUAUCCUCCUGGUCCCCCUACCAACCUCAAAGUGACUGACCAUUCGCGCAGUACUGUUUCUCUAUCCUGGUCCAAGUCUAUCUAUGACGGUGGAGCUCCCAUUACUGGAUUUGUUGUUGAGAUGAAAGAAGCAGCAGAUGAUGAGUGGAUCACAUGCACAGCAAACACAGAAGAAACAAAAGACACCAUAAAAGGUCUGAGACAAAAUGCAGAGUACAACUUUCGGGUACGUGCAACAAAUGCCAAUGGAGUUGGUGAGCCUGUGGACUUACCAGGGUCAGUGGUUGCAGCUGACAGACUGGAGCAUCCUGAAGUGGAGUUAGACCCAGCUUUGAGAAAGCUCGUUAGUGUUCGAGCCUGUUCAACAUUAUGUCUCAAUGUCGCCAUCAAAGGAAGGCCAGAACCUGAAGUCCAGUGGUCAAAGGAAGGUGGUCCUCUCAGUGAGCGUGCGCAGACAGAGGUGACAGGCUCCUCCACAUUGUUGAUGAUUGAAAAUGUAAACAGAAAUGACACUGGGAAGUAUGUAUUGACCGUUUCUAACUGCAAGGGCUCUAAAUCAGCAUUUAUCAACGUUCGAGUGUUGGAUACUCCCAGUGCACCAACAAACCUGCAAGUGAAAGACGUCCGCAGAGAUUCUGUCUUCAUCUCCUGGGAGGCUCCUCUCAUUGAUGGAGGAGCAGUGAUCUCGCAUUACGCCGUGGAAAAAAGAGAGGAGGCGAGAAAGGUGUUCACAAGUGUGUGUAGUAACUGCACAAGGAAUUUAUAUAAAAUUGACAACCUCCAGGAGGGAUGUUUUUAUUAUUUCCGUGUCUUGGCUGUAAACGAGUUUGGAAGUGGACAAGCAGCGGAAACAGUUGAGCCUGUUAAAGUGUCUGAAGUGCCUCUUCCUCCUGGGAAAAUCACACAGAGUGAUGUCACCAGUGAUAGUGUACAACUUUCUUGGGAAAAGCCAGAUCAUGAUGGAGGAAGCAAAAUUACAUGUUAUAUCGUUGAAAUGCAGGCAAAGGGACAUGACAAGUGGAGAACUUGCUCUGAGAGUAAAACACUGGAAACAGUCAUUAAUGGACUGACAAAAGGAAUGGAGUAUUUCUUCAGAGUUAGUGCUGUGAAUGAAAAGGGUAGGAGUGAACCAAAGCUCCUGUUGACGCCUGUUACUGUAAAAGACACAAGUGCUCAACCUGUUAUUGAUUUGCUGUCCACCACAUUCAGUGUGAAAGCAGGUAAUGAUUUAAGGAUUGAUGUGCCGUUCAAGGGUGCACCACAGCCGACAGUAGUAUGGAAGAAAGAUGGCAACAUAUUGAAAGAGACCUGCAGGGUAAAUGUGUGUACAUCUGUUAUGUCAUCUCAAAUCAUAAUCAAAGAUGCAACGAAGAUAGAUGUUGGCUUGUAUCAGAUAACCGUGACCAAUUCCGCUGGAACUGCAUCUGCUGAAAUUCAUGUUAAUGUUUUUGAAAAACCUGGACAACCAUGUGACUUCACUGUGGAAGAAGUGAGCGCUGACUUUGUGGCUCUGAUAUGGCAGCCACCGCAAUAUAGCGGGGGGUGUCAAAUCUCAAAUUAUGUUGUUGAGAAGAGAGAUACAGGCAGCGCAAUAUGGCAGACUGUGUCAGCCACCGUUGCCAGGACGUCUAUAAAAAUAUCCCGUCUGACACAGGGCACUGAAUAUUACUUUCGUGUUGCUGCAGAGAAUCGCUACGGGAGGAGCCCCUUUGUUGAGUCUGAACCUGUAGUUGCCCAAUAUCCUUUCAAGGUUCCAAGUGCACCAACCAAUAUUUCUGUUGUGAGUGCCUCCAAGUCUGUCAUAGUCAUUACAUGGAACCCGGCAAGCAGUGAUGGCGGCAGCCCUAUUCUUGGCUAUCAUAUUGAAUGCAAAGAUCAAAGUAGUAUUCUCUGGACAAAGUUAAACAGAGGUCUAGUGACCGAGAACAGAUUCAAAGUUACAAGUAUUGAAGAAGGACUCAUAUAUGAGUUCCGGGUGUAUGCUGAGAAUAUUGUUGGUGCGGGUCCCCGCAGUAAUGCCUCUGAGCCUGUUGCAGCGAGAGACCCGUGUGAUCCCCCACACAACCUGACAGUCUCCAACAUAACAAACUCUUCAGUUUCCCUCUCAUGGGAGAAACCACAAUAUGACGGUGGGGCUAAAAUAACUAGUUUCAUUGUCGAGCGCAAAGAGCUUCCUGAUAGUUGUUGGCUCAAGUGUAACUUCACCAACUUACUCGACACCUUUUUGGAGGUGACUGGUCUCACGGAGGGUGAAGAAUAUGACUUCAGGGUACUUGCAAAGAAUGCAGCUGAGCUCUUCAGUGCGCCUUCUGAGACCACAGGACCUGUCACUGUGCAGCAUGAUGUGGAGCCACCUAAAAUUAUCGUCGAGGACAAAUUUCGACAGGUUUUGGUUGUCAAAGUGGGUGAUCUACUAAGAAUAGAUGCUGACAUCUCUGGCCGCCCCAACCCUACAGUGUUGUGGUCAAAGAAUAGUAGAGCUAUUGGCACGAAGGGUAGGGUUGAGAUUACAGCAACAAAGACGCAUACAUCUCUGAUAAUCCGGGAAAGUGUUCGGAAAGACUCUGGACAGUAUAUUCUGACCCUACAGAGCAGUGCGGGUACUGCAUCUGUUGCGAUUACAUGUAGAGUCUUAGACAGACCGGGCCCUCCAGCUGGACCUCUGCAAGCGUCAGGACUCACAGCAGAGAAACUCACCUUAUCGUGGGGACCGCCUCAUGAAACAGGCGGUGCAGAGAUCAUGCAUUAUAUCGUUGAGAAGUGUGAAACCAGCCGUGUAGCCUGGACUCUUAUUUAUGGUGACUUGACGGCAACUACUUGCAAAAUAACUAAGCUGCUCAAAGGAAAUGAAUACCUCUUUAGGGUGAGGGCAGUGAACAAGUAUGGUGAGGGGGAGACUUUGGAAAGUGAUCCCAUCAAGGCAGCAGACCCCUUUACCAUCCCAUCUGCUCCAACGGAUGUUGAGGUCACAAGUACAACGAGUGAUGCGAUGACUAUCUGCUGGAAGAGACCAGUAUCUGAUGGCGGAAGCCGAAUCAGCGGGUACAUCAUUGAGAAACGUGACAAGCAGGGCAUUCGUUGGCUGCGUGUAAAUAAGAAGCCUGUGUACGACCUACGAGUCAAAGCCUCUGGCUUACAUGAAGGAUGCGAAUAUGAAUUCCGUGUUUUUGCAGAGAAUGCUGCAGGGAUAAGUGAACCCAGUAUACCAUGUCCUCUCACCAUGGCAGAAGAUCCAAAGUUUCUGCCUUCCCCUCCUGGAAAGCCUACGAUACUCGAUUCUUCCAAGUCCUCAGUCACUCUGUCAUGGAACAAGCCACUGUUUGAUGGUGGAGCACCUGUCACUGGGUACAAAGUUGAAUUCAGAAAAUCUACUGAAAAAGUAUGGGCAGUUGGGACUCAUAACACAGAUAAGACAGAGUUGAAAGUAACUGGGCUUACUUCAGGUGUAGAAUAUGUGUUUGUUGUUAGAUCAAUAAAUAAGGUAGGCAUCAGUGAGGCCAGUCCUGAAACAGAUCCUUUUGCAGCUGUGGACAGAGAAGAAGAACCCAGGUUUGACAUUAGCACUGAUAUGAAGAAGACCCUCCAUGUUAAAGAAGGAGGCGCUUUCACGUUCACCGUGCCUUUCACUGGCAAACCUGUUCCCUGUGUCACUUGGGAAAAAGCAGAUGUGGAUCUAAGAAUCAGAGGACUGAUCAACACCACCAACUCCGUCACCUCCAUUACUGUGGAAAAAGUGACUCGCGAUGAUACAGGCAAAUACAUAGUCAAAUUGCAAAAUGGUGUCGGGAAUGCCUCUUUGACUCUAAGUGUGAGGGUUCUGGAUUCCCCUGGUCCGCCAACACAUUUAGCUGUUAAAGACGUUACCAAGAACUCUGCCACAGUUACUUGGGACAUCCCUGAGAAUGAGGGAGGAGCCUCCGUUAAGAACUACCUUGUUGACAUACUGGACAUCAGCAGAAAAGGAUGGACAAGACUCACGAACAGAUGCCACAGGUUGUCCUACAAGGUGACUGACCUGGAGGAGGGAGGGAUCUACUACUUCAGAGUCACUGCUGAAAAUGAAUUUGGCACGGGCGUUCCGGCUGAAACGAGGGAAGGAACAAGAAUGACAGAUUCAACGGACUGGGAAACAAACCCGGGUGCUUAGCUUGUCUCUCCUCCAGAGUUCAGCUCCACUCUUCUGCAUGUUGAGUAGAUUGCUGAGCUAUUUAAACUUGGUUAAAUGUCAAAAAAUAAAAGUUAUUUGAAUUCACACAUAUUGUGUUGUGGUCAAGUUAAAAUGUUUCUUGAAUUUUAAGUGAACCCAUGUUGCCUGCACCAAAGUCAGGCCAAUGUACCACAACCAUCAAUGAACUGCCACCAGUAUUGCAAAACUGAAUUUUCUAGAAAACCUACAUUGUCCUGUGAUUUGUUGGCGACCAGUGUAUCCUGCCUUUUGCCCUAAGUCAGCAGGGAUAGGCUCCAGUCAGCUUUGUGACUCUAUAAGGACAAACACUGUCGAAAAUGGAUGGAAAACCAAAAUCUAAAAAUCUAACGUGUCACCGGCUCAUCAAAUAAUUAAUUGAUUACGAAUUAAUAUGUACCUGUAUUAGCAAAUGUCACUCAUUUUACCUGAACGCCUCACGGUUGCUACUGGUUAUAAUUUAGGAAUUAAAAUUGCACAGUAUAAGUUUAAAUCACACAUCUUCCGUUCCAAAGGUUAGGGUUUAAAUUUUUUUCAUUUCACUUUAUUCAUCCCAAUAUUAAGACUUUUAUUAUCAUUUCUGUCAGGAUAAACUAAGGUGUCACAUUAUUCUUGUCCUAUACUAUAUGACUAGUUAAAUCACAACUUUGUUCUCAUAAAUUAUUUUGAACUUUAUUCUUGUAAAUGACAACUUUUUCUCAUAAUUUUCAGAUGUUUUUUCCUAGUAAAAUUACACAUUUGUUAUUGCAAUUCAACAACUUUUAAAAGAUACAGGAAUAACAUUGGAGCAUUGGAAACAAAUCUCACUUUGCCUCUUAACGUUCCAGUCAAAGGUAAAGUAAAAAAAGAAAAGACUGACGAAUCCUACAGUAUUCGCUAUUAUUUAUUUAACAAUAUUACUUACGCGAUGAAAACACAAAACAAUACAAUAAAAGGAGAAACGUCUAAUGGUUAGGAGAAUAAUGUCGUAAUUUUCCAGUUUCCUUCAGAAAUGUAAACCCCGCCGACGGUAAAGCAUGUGUUGGACUUUGGCGAGGAGCUGCGUUUGUAGCCUGUCAACCAGCAUGAAAGGGUUAACAUGAUCACCGGAAGUAAAGUGGCAUCGCAGUACAGUAUUU